AUGCUGGCGAAAUUAUCGGAAGACCCAGACAAAUGGUUCAAAAUUUUGGAUAAAGUAGAGUUCGCGUUAAACAAUUCCGUUUGUCGGUCGACUGCCGAAACACCGAGUCGUUUGUUGUUUGGAAUGAACCAGUUAGGUCUCGUUAACGAUAAGUUACGAUUAGAAUUAGAUGCGAAUAUCAGCGUAGAGAGGGAUUUGUCUGCGUUUCGCGACGCUGCUUUCAGGAAGAUUGAAAAAUGUCAGCUCGAAAACGAAAGAUUGUACGACUGGAAGCGAAAACCAGCGAUAGAAUACCAGGUUGGAGAUAAUGUUGUAAUUUCAAAUCACGUUGUUGCGCCUGGUGUAAAUAGAAAGUUACUGCCGAAAUUCAAGGGACCAUACGUUGUGACGAAGGAAGUAGUACUUAUUAAAGGCACCGCUGCGUAUGAAGCAUGGAUAUCGCCUGUACAUCUAACAUAUGCCUGUUAUAUAUUUAAUGUUACUAAUCCUGACGAAGUCAUGCAAGGAGAAAAUCCGAAUCUGAUUGAAUAUGGGCCUAUUGUUUAUGAUGAAGUCAUGAAGAGGAAUAUACUAGAUAUUGAUGAAGAGGCGGACGAAAUUAAAUAUACAACAAAAGCGAUGUUCACUUUUAACAGACACAAAAGUGUGAAUGUAUCUUCUAGUGACAAAGUUACGAUGUUAAAUCCAGCAUACGUAGGAACUAUACUCAUGUUAUCGAGUUUACCUCCUAACUUUAUGCAAAAAUACGGCAACAGUAUACCAAAGCUUUUUCCAAAUCGUAGUAGUAUUUUCUUAAAAGCACGUCCUCAAGAUAUACUUUUUAAUGGAGUGAAAGUUUCGUGCAAUGAAAAAAAAUUUCCGGAAUUGAAUCUCAUAUGUAAGACGUUGAAAAGUAAACGACCGCCAGUAUUAAGGGAAGGUGCCAAGGAAGGAGUUUAUCUACUUAGUAUGUUUCAAAAGAUAAACAAUACUAUUCAUGGACCAUACACGGUUAACAGAGGUGUAAAAAAUAUAACGUUAUUGGGUGACACGACAUCUUACAUGGGUGAGAGAGUGCAACAGAUAUGGGGUUCUGAAAGUUGCAAUAGUGUAAGAGGAACCGAUACGAUUACAUGGCCACCAUUAGUAACACCAUUGCCUUUCGUGUCAACGUUUAUAGGGGACUUAUGCAGGAGCCUGCAAGCUGAUUAUGACAGUGAUAUUUCGAUACACGGUAUGACCGGAUCGAAAUUUGUAAUGAAGGAACGCGUUUGGUACCUAAACGAGUCGCAGUGUUACUGUCCUGUAGUGAACAAGAAAGUGGAAUGCUUGCCGCUAGGCUUGGUCGAUUUAUCAAAGUGUCAGGAAGCACCUGUAAUAUUUUCGGAACCGCACUUUUUGCACGGUGAUGUGGAACUUCUAACGUAUGCCCGUGGUUUAAAACCCGUCGAAAACCUUCAUUCGACGUACAUUGUCAUCGAACCACAUACCGGAGUCCCACUUUCGGGGGCAAAGAAAUCACAAUUAAACAUGAAACUGACUAAGCAACCAGUGGAUCUUCUCUCUAAUGUCAGCGAGGGAUAUUUCCCUCUCGUAUGGUGCGAAGAAGGAAGUACGCCAACAUUAAAGGUAGUGGGGUUAUCGUAUCAAACGAUGCGAUCGGUACGUCUCGCCAUGUUUCUGCAACGUUUGCCUUUAAUCGUUGGUAUUUACAUGGUCUCUGUCAGCUUAUUUCUAUGUAAGAAUACACGAUCCAAAGUGGAACCGACGCGUUCAAUGAUACGAUCAACACUAAUGUCGUCGGACCAGCAACCAUACAAUUAUUCGCACAGGCCACCACGAUGGCAUACAAACGCGUUCGAGAGAUUUCAACGCAUGUAGGUACCCUGAUUCGUAGAAUGGAAAACAUUCACAAACGAAAU
Messenger RNA from Dufourea novaeangliae, 1901 nucleotides. Its product is annotated as sensory neuron membrane protein 2-like. The transcript has 8 exons. Gene Ontology annotation, molecular function: scavenger receptor activity. NCBI's taxonomy places the organism in Eukaryota, Metazoa, Arthropoda, Insecta, Hymenoptera, Halictidae. Gene Ontology annotation, cellular component: membrane; cytoplasm. The coding region runs from base 1 to 1860 and encodes 619 amino acids. The record is from RefSeq and is a predicted model, not a curated record.